Messenger RNA from Aphis gossypii (cotton aphid), 1048 nucleotides. RefSeq lists its product as uncharacterized. NCBI's taxonomy places the organism in Eukaryota, Metazoa, Arthropoda, Insecta, Hemiptera, Aphididae. The record is from RefSeq and is a predicted model, not a curated record. Bases 67 to 903 code for a protein of 278 amino acids. The transcript is spliced from 7 exons.
AUUACCAAUCAAUUAAACGAACCGUUGUAUCAUAUCAUUGUUUGUUCAAGUGCUGUAGAUUGAUUUAUGUACUAUGAAAUGCAUAUCACAAUAUUGCAAAGCAUACUGUUGUAUGGCGUCAAACGGUUUAGUGUAAAAACCAUGAAGCCAACAAUACGAGUAUUGUUAUCAAGCGCAACGAUUUUUGGAUAUUUAAAACUAACAUUUGCGUUGCAUUUAAAUAUCCAGAAACCCGAUACAGUUUUGAUAAGUGUGCCAUUCGACCAAUUGCAAAGUAUUAAAUGGCUAGAAAAUCCUAAUUAUAUGAAAUCGACAUGUGGGACAUUCAAAGCUUAUAACACCGACACGAUAAAAAAAAUUGCUGGCAGAUGGUAUACCACUCACAUGUCAUCAAUUCCAUCAACCACGGAUCAUUGUAGUCAAUUUACAAAUAUUAGAAGUCCGUGCAAAUGUAUUGGAAUAGAUUUUACAAUAGCUAUGAAAGAAAAUAUUAUUUCAUUUGUCACGUUUUCUACGAACACACUAGAAAAUUCUGUAACAUAUGAAAUGGCAACGGCUUCAUUCAUCGGAAAUACACAAUUAAACAUGAAUGAAAUAAUACUACGAAUUGUUUCUUCAGGUUUCUUGGUAAAAUCAAACGCUAAAAUGAAAGGACUUGAAGGUUAUAUAAUUCCACGCGGUGUUAUCAUUGAUUCUGAUGAUUUUAAAUCGUACAUGAUCAUGGUGUUCUGCAAAGAAAAGGCGAAAGAACCUAUUGUUAUGAUUCUCGUAAAUGCGCUUCCCAUAUCUGAAAGAAUCAUAAACAUAACUACAAACUAUUUAAAAAACAAUAAGAUCAAAACAAAGUUAUCUGAAAUCAGUCACAAAAAUUGCAAGUAUGGUAAAAAUAUUGUAGGAUACUAGCCAUAUUAAGAACCAUAGUAAAAUUGUAUUUUUUUUUAAAUAAAUUUAUUUAAAAUAUUUGAAUUGUUAAAUUAUUGAAAUUAUGGAAUUGUUGUGAUAUAUAUAAUUUAAAAUCACGAAAAUACAUUUGUUUUUAAUUUAAACA